Molecule: messenger RNA, 1496 nt
Organism: Stegodyphus dumicola
Lineage: Eukaryota; Metazoa; Arthropoda; Arachnida; Araneae; Eresidae
Product: CREB-binding protein-like
Biological process (GO): positive regulation of transcription by RNA polymerase II
Cellular component (GO): histone acetyltransferase complex; transcription regulator complex
Molecular function (GO): transcription coactivator activity; zinc ion binding; histone acetyltransferase activity
Source: RefSeq, a predicted model, not a curated record
AUGAUGGUUAUUCAUUUUUUAGAUACAUAAUGGCACAUAUAUGGGCUAGCCCACCAAGUGAAGGAGAUGAUUAUAUUUUUAAUUGUCAUCCACCUGAGCAAAAAAUUCCAAAACCAGGAAGACUGCAUGAGUGGUAUAAAAUUUUGAUAGACAAAGGUAUAAAAAAUGGGAUAAUUGUAGAUUAUAAGGAUAUUUUCAUGCAAGCUUUGGAAGAUAAUUUGAAAAGUGUAUCUGAAUUACCUUACUUUGAUGGAGAUUAUUGGCCUGAUGUUUUGGAACAUAGUAUUAAGGAACUUGCCAAUGAAGAGAGGAAAGCAAAAGCAUCUGCAGUUGCAUCAUCAAAAUUGAAUAUCGAACAAGAAGAUGACAUGCAGCCUCAAAAGAAGAAACGCAAAAGUGAUUGCAGUAAAAUGUUAAAUAAAAGUAAAUGUAGUCACAGAAAAAGCAACAAAUUUAAUGUUAUGUUCCCUAGCAACGAUUUGUCAGCAAAAUUGUAUUCUACCAUGGAAAAGUUCAGAAAGGCCUUUUAUGUUAUCCAUUUACAUUCUGCUGAAACGGCUGAAAAAUUACCUCCUGUUGUGGAUCCUGAUCCUUCGAUUUCUUGUGAUCUGAUGGAUAGUAGAGAUGUUUUUUUAACAUUUACUAGAGAAAAUAAUUAUGAAUUUUCUUCAUUACGUAGAGCAAAAUUUUCCACUAUGGCUCUGUUAUGUGAAUUACGCACUCAAGGCCAAGAUAAUUCUGUGUUUGUAUGUAAUAAGUGUCAUAAAUAUAUUGAAGGAAGAUACCAUUGUCCUAUAUGUGAUGAUUUUGACUUAUGUGUCAGUUGUUAUGGGAAAGAAGGUCAUAAUCAUGAAAUGGAAAAAGUAGGCUGUGGGAUAGAUCAUGAUUCUGCAGCAUCUGAUAGCAAACAAGCAAAUCUUGUAGAUUCCAGAAAUUUAUUCAUCCAGUAUGGUGCACAUUUCAUGGUGCAUGCCUAUCAAUGUCGAGAUGCAAACUGUUCUAUGCAGCAAUGUCGAGCCAUGAAACUAGCUAUUCAGCAUGCAUCUAGUUGUGUACAAAGAACUAGUUGUAAUUUGUGCAGAAAGCUUCAUAUAUUUCGCAUACAACACAGUAAGAAUUGCCAGGAAACUAGUUGUGUUAUUCCAGGUUGCUCAAUGGUCAAACUUAAGUUACACUUGCAUCGGCCUCUGCUCUCAGCACUGAAUCAGGCUUAGAAGGUACACCUCCUUUGUGAUUUAUCCUGUAACAUAUCCUGAAAAUUACCAUUAUAACUGGUAAAGUGUAGCUGGAAAUAUCUGAUACAAUAUAUGAUUUCUAAUAUUUGCUACAGUUUUGUGCAUGAAUCAUCUCUAAAAAUGUAUUAAAUAUUAUAAAUGAAAUAUUUUGGAGGUAACAGCACAUCUCUAGAAGUCUAGAAGUGUCAUGUAAAUAUUUAUUUUAUCUCAAGAAGUGUUGUGUAAAUAUUUAUAAUGAAAUAAAUAAAAAUUCAGAAUAUG